Oncorhynchus masou masou (cherry salmon) is the source of this 1650-nucleotide messenger RNA. RefSeq names its product protein unc-80 homolog. The record is from RefSeq and is a predicted model, not a curated record. The transcript is spliced from 11 exons. Lineage: Eukaryota; Metazoa; Chordata; Actinopteri; Salmoniformes; Salmonidae. The coding region runs from base 100 to 1650 and encodes 516 amino acids. Gene Ontology annotation, cellular component: axon; cation channel complex. Gene Ontology annotation, biological process: monoatomic cation homeostasis. Gene Ontology annotation, molecular function: monoatomic cation channel activity.
UGCUAUGGUAGUGAGGACCUGGCCUUCUCCAUCAGUGAGUCCAUCAAGCUGUGUGUGACGGUGGUGGCCUACGCCCCAGAGUCUUUCAGGAGCCUACAGAUGCUGAUGGUGCUGGAGGCCCUGGUGCCAUGUUUUCUCCAGAAGCUGAAGAGCAACACCAUGACCAUGGAGUCAGCCUCGGCAGCGCGGGACGAGAUCGCCGCCAUCGCCGCCCUGGCCACCUCCCUGCAGGCCCUGCUCUACAGCUCAGAGACCCUCACACGGCCUAUGACUGCCCCCCAGUUGAGUCGCUGUGACCAGGGACACAAAGGUGCAACGACUGCCAACCACGCCAUGUCUGGAGGGCCCAACACCAGUCGCCUUGUGUCCGGCAUCAGGGACAACCUUCACCUGUUGGAGGAGGGCCAGGGGAUGCCUCGCGAGGAGAUGGACGAGCGUAUCGCCCGCGAGGAGUUUCGCCGGCCCCGGGAGUCCCUCCUGAACAUCUGCACUGAGUUCUACAAGCACUGCGGCCCGCGCCUCAAGAUCCUGCAGAACGUGGCUGGGGAACCCCGUGUCACCGCCUUAGAGCUGCUGGACAUCAAGUCCCACAUGAGAUUGGCAGAGAUCGCCCACUCCCUCCUCAAGCUGGCCCCCUACGACAGCCUGACCAUGGAGAGCCGAGGCCUGCGGCGCUACGUCACUGGGAUGCUGCCCAUCACCGAUUGGUCGUCCGAGGCCGUGCGGCCCGCCCUCAUCCUCAUCCUGAAGCGGCUUGACCGCAUGUUCAACAAGAUCCACAAGAUGCCUACGCUCAGGAGACAGGUGGAGUGGGAGGCGGCCAGUAGUCUGAUUGAAGGUAUCUGUCUGACUCUCCAGCGUCAGCCAAUCAUCUCCUUCCUCCCUCACCUCCGCUCCCUCAUCAAUGUCUGUGUCAACCUGGUGAGGACCCGUAUCUGUCCCCCUCUACCCUUCAGCACAGCAGUGGUCCGCCUGGUGGCUCUGCAGAUACAGGCUUUGAAGGAUGACUUCCCCCUGAGCCAUGUGAUCUCCCCCUUCACCAAUCAGGAGAGGCGAGAGGGCAUGCUGCUCAACCUGUUGAUUCCAUUCGUGCUGACAGUGGGUUCAGGGAGCAAAGACUCCCCACACCUGGAGCAGCCUGAGGUCUCUCUGCUCCUACAGACGGUCAUCAACAUCCUCCUCCCCCCGCGCAUCAUCAGCACGUCCCGGACCAAGAACUUCAUGCUGGACACGUCCCCCGCCCACUGCUCCACCCCGGGGGACCAGGGCAAGGACCUGAGGAGAGAGGGCCUGGCCGAGUCCACCAGUCAGGCUGCAUACCUGGCUCUAAAGGUGGUGUUGGUUUGUUUUGAGCGGCAGCUGGGGAACCAGUGGUAUCGCCUCCCUGCAGGCCAAGGAGAUGUCUCUGAGGAAGGUGGGAGGCCUGGCCUUCUGGGACUUCAUAGAUUUCAUAGUGCGUACCCUUCCCAUCUUCCCCAUUCUUUAUCCUGCUGCCCUGUCCCUAUUAUCCAGUGCAAGCUCCUGACCCAGCCAGCAGACUCCCAGGAGGAGAUCACGGCCCGCCACCACAUCGCUGACCAGCUGGAGCGUCGCUUCAUCCCCCGCCCCUCUGCAAGAGCUCCCUGUUCGCAGAGUUCAACAACGAGCUGA